This is a messenger RNA of Macrosiphum euphorbiae (potato aphid), 252 nucleotides long. The record is from the annotation of a GenBank genome assembly. Lineage: Eukaryota; Metazoa; Arthropoda; Insecta; Hemiptera; Aphididae.
AUGGAAGAAAAGAACGUAUUUUAUGAAAAGCUAGAUGAAUAUUAUAAAUUGAAAUCUAAAAAAAAACCGUUCCCUAAAUAUGUCCAAUUACAGAUGAUUGCUGAAGAAAUAGAAAUGGCUAAAAUCAAAACUGGUAAAAAAGAUCGACGACAAUACUAUCUACUAUCUAUAUUUUUGUGUAUAGAACAAUAUAGAAAAUAUACGUAUACAUGUAUAAUGAUAGUUUAUGAAACAUUAUAUAUAAUAAAAUAA